This is a messenger RNA of Lolium perenne, 1752 nucleotides long. NCBI's taxonomy places the organism in Eukaryota, Viridiplantae, Streptophyta, Magnoliopsida, Poales, Poaceae. The record is from RefSeq and is a predicted model, not a curated record.
AUGGACUGGGAGUGGGGCUUCGUGCCUCUCAGCUCCACCAACCCGCCAACUGACGAAGUAGGAGAUUAUGCAAUCCAGGCCAAAGAGCAUUUUCCUCGCAUCGCUGCGGAGAAACGAGGCCCUCGCCAGAAGCGGGAUCUUAACGAGGUUGACCCCGAUCCUUAUAUCCAAUGGACCAACCUCAAGAUGGGCCGCACCCACACCUCGCGCCCCGGUAACUUUUCAGUCGAAGCUGCCGGUUCCGAUGACGAUGUCACUAUCCUUGAGGGCAAGAAGAACAAGGCUCCGGCACCAGAGGCCGGUUCAAGCCAAGGCCCUCCCGCCAAGCGCUCCCGGACGGACGUUGUUGGUGGGAAAGCAGUAGGCAAGAGGCGCUACCAAGGGAAACAGAUGCCGGUCGCUUCCGGCCCUGCGCUCAAGCUCUCCAAGAGCGCCAGCGGCCUGAGGCCGGAGAGCUCUGAGGGAACCGCAAGGACCUCAUCUCCUGUUCACUCAAGCCCGGUACCAUCUGACCACCGCGCGGAGGAGGAGCACAUCUCCCCUCUUGAAAGACAAGACACCAGCAACAGCAACAUCGGCGCCGAUUUUGAUGCUGCUGGGAGGGCGGAACCUCAGGUUCCUCCCGUCCCUAAAAGAAAGAAGAAGACUACGGAUUCUUCCCCCUCCAAGCCCGUGCCGGACUCUUCCGCGCCGGCAAGCUCUACUCCUGGCCAGGACGCACCCGACGCCCGCUCGUCGCCCAAGACUUCACCCGCGCCGCCACCAGAAGCUCCCACCGCUGAGCAAACUGGGGCCACACCGACGCCGCCGCCAAGCCAAGGACAUACCGCGGCCGAGCCUGUGCCAACUCCAAGCCAAGGGCCCGCUGCGGCCAAGCCAACGCCGCCGCCAGAAGGCACCAAGCCGCUCAAGCCAGAAUAUUUCAAGGGGAAGGCCACGGCUUCCGGCACUGCUACAUCUGGCUCGCAGCAGCUGGCGCUGCACGUCGGCCGCGCCGCUGUUGUGGCCGGAGAGGCGGCCACUGGUCUGCUGGGCCAGAUCACCGAGCUGAAGCGCGGAGGCCACAAGCUGGGGCAUUUGCUCGAGUACGCUGAAAAGUGGAGUCGAGCGGAUGUGUACGUGGCUACGCGCGGCUUGGGGAAGGACCGGCUUCCGGCGAUUGACACCGCUGGCCCCCGGUGCACUGAGCAACACUUUAUACGGCUGCGGCGGGCGGUCAAGGAACUCGACAAUGCGUGGCACGAUGCCACCAACAACGUGGUGCUAUCCCGGAAGCCUCCAUUGAGGCCCUCAAGGCCCAGCUCAGCACCCUUCAAGGAGCAGCUUAUCCAGGAGCAUCGCAAGGCUCUAGACACCCAGAAGGCCAUUUCCAGAGGGCUGAAGGACAAGCUCAUCCAAUUCGGGCUCCGACAUGAUCAGGAGAUGAAGGAUGCCAAAGCUGCAGCUAAGGCGAAGCUGAAUGAGGCCCUGGAGGACUCUAUCAACUCCACCUCGGUGCUGCGGGCAGAGCUGGAGGAGGGAGGCAAGGCACGGAAAGCGGCCGAAGAUCGGGCCGCCCUCCUAGAGGCAGAGCAGAAGGAGUAUGACCAACUGGUCAUGCAGACCGACGCGCUCGCCCUCCGGCUCUUUCCGGACUCGCAGGUGUUCGUGCAGAGGAAGGUGUCAGAGCGCCGGGUUCAACAAGAGUUCAAGAACCCGGAAGCGCCCUGGGAUCCUUAUGAUCACCUGGUCGCGCUUUCUGCCCGGGUCUAG